AUGAAAAGUAUCUCCGAACUCUACUUGGCUUUCAACGAAAUCACCGACUUGAGUCCAUGUUUAAGUCUAGUCCUUCUUGAGGUACUAGACCUAGAGGGGAACCUCGUAGGAAAUAGGGAGAAUCUAACUUACCUGAAAACAUGUAGCAAAUUGUCAACACUAACGCUCGAGGGCAACCCUAUCAUCGGUAGCUGCGGUGGCGUGAAAGUAAGUUACACUUAUGAAAAGAUAUCGUUACAGGGUUACAGAGAGCUCGUUCGGAAAACUCUGCCACAAGUUCGUGUGCUGGAUGAUUCUCCAGUCGAGGACCCAGCUAUUAAUAAAGUUACCUACGAUGUAACGGAUUUUGAUAAUGAAUGGAAGUAUAUUAACGAUGUUCUCAGGGAGGUUGGUCUAAUAUCCGAUGGACAGAUGAAAUCAGCUGAAAAAGACAACGAACAAUGCAAAGCCAUACAACCUUCAGCACCAUCAUCCACUGCCCCGAACCCGGUAAUUUAUCCUGGACGGCCUGGAAGUGGGAUACGACCGAGUUCGGCACAGAAGCGCCUGAGGUCGGUAAAAGCAGGGCGAACGGAAUCACCGAAUCUCCCUCAAGCUUCAUCGAUCUCAUUGCGUCCAGCAUCGAGUUCAUCCCAAAUCACGGAAACCGAGGUUCCAUCUGAGAGUGAUGAAACAACUUCAGAGUUAACCACGGGUCAAGUUGUAUGCGGUGGCAUUAGCGGGGCACUUCGUACUCGGCGGGGUUCACUGAGAGCCAGACCAACUGACGUACAGAACAGCGUGGCCAAACUCGAUCAAGGUCCCCCAAGGAAUAGAAAGAAAGGUGUGAUGAAGAAAAAGGAAACAUCCGGAGAGGAGUUGGAGAAGAGUCGAGACUAUGGAAAACUGAAAGCAACCAGGGAGCUGGCACGGAAACAACGUACGAAGAUCAAAGACCCAGCAUCACUCGCCAUUUUAGAAGAAGAAGAUGCCUUGGAAGCCGAAUGCGAAUCGGUGCUUAAUGAACUUGCUGCUUGGCGGAAACAAAACAUAAAACCGCAGAUGUUUCACACAAGGAAGAAUGGCAUACAGGUCUCUAAGAACCGUCCUAACAACACCGAAAAUGAUGCAGUCCUCAUGUCAACAGAUAGCGAAAGUACCCUCGAUGACCGCAGUGGAGCCAGUCAAACAUCUGCCCGAAGUAGAAGGCUUUCUUCCCCAGAGUCCUCUCAACAUUCCAUUCCCCCUUUUGAACAAAUCGACGAAAAGCCACAAGAUAGAUGGAUGUCUGAUGAGGGCGUGGCGAAGUUGAAUGGUGACAACGCCAUGCCAGGUUUACUGCCGUCCUCACGGCUGUCCAGCUUGUCGUCUAGCAUAUCUCGACCAUUCAACCAGGCGAAGAAAGGGAUCGGUUCUUUUCCUGUUCGCACACCUCUGGCCCACUCCGGACUGAAAAUUCCGGUGGGAACAGAAGAACCACUACCUGGACAAAACCCAUCUCUACAACCACAGACGAUAGUGAGUCGACGUCCCCCGGUUCGACCACCAUUCCCCCAAAUGAUUCAAACGUUUUCGAGCAACGGAAUUAAUCGAAUUUCCAAAACGCAUGAACAGCCAGUAGCCGGAGCCCCUAAAGCAAUGCCUUCGUUGAAUUCAUACAGACCUCGCCUUGGACUAUCAACCCAAAUCGACGGCAGGAGUAUGGUACAUGUUGCCGGCGAUGAUGGAAAAUCUCAAGCCAACCUAAAUCCCACUACUGGACCUACUAAUCCCAUGACCAAACUCGGUUCGAAACCUUCGGUAGUGCGGUCGGACAUCAACACUACGCGGCUCGCUACCAGACUACCGAACAGAACUUCAAGUACUCUGCCUUCAAGACCUUCAGUUCAACGUGAUAGCUUCUAGAAGGCUCAUGCCUGGUGGCUAUAGGAUUAGUGUACAGAAUUAUCACAGACGCCCCGUAAAAACUACGAAUGUUCAAUUAUCAUCUGAAUCCAUCUGAUAUAUGGUUUCAUUUUUGAACUAAUAAACACG
Molecule: messenger RNA, 2013 nt
Organism: Opisthorchis viverrini
Lineage: Eukaryota; Metazoa; Platyhelminthes; Trematoda; Opisthorchiida; Opisthorchiidae
Exons: 7
Coding region: 1-1884 (627 amino acids)
Source: RefSeq, a predicted model, not a curated record